UAAUUUAAAAACUACGCAAGCUCCUCGCCAGCCUGUACAUUACAUACAUUAAGGUCGUCUAUACAGAAUAUAUAAGAAUGCAUUUAAAUAAUUCACGCAGUAUCAGGGCAGAAGAGGAACAAGCAACCAGUUAAAAUGAAGACAAUUUUAGUUUUGGCAGCAGUUGUAGCGGCGGCAGUUGCCUUACCCGCAGAUACCUACAACCCAGCGUAUGACAACUUCAAUGCACAAGAGUUAGUUGAAAAUACUCGUCUUCUUAAAAAUUAUGGAAAAUGUUUCCUUGAACAAGGACCAUGCACACCUGAAGGAAAUGACUUCAAAAAGGUCAUUCCUGAAGCCCUAAGAACAAAUUGUGCGAAGUGCACUCCAAAACAGCGUGAACUGAUUCGUACCGUUGUUCACGGAUUUAAAACUAAGCUUCCAGAAAUGUGGGAAAAAAUUGUCCAGAAAGAAGACCCCAAAAAUGAAUUCACAGCGUCCUUCAACGAAUUUUUGGCGGCUUCCAACUAAGACUUAAAGAGCAACUAUAACACCAACUUACAAUUACAGCCCAGCUGAAAUGGUCAAUCUUAUAUUUUAGUGAUAAAAGAUAUUUUAAUGAACUUCAAACUUCAUGGUUAGUGUUUCAUUAAAUUUAAAUAAAACAGUAUUUUUUUACAUUUUAAACAAAUUAUCACCUUAAGAGAUUGUCUAGAGUCUAGACGUUAGCAAUCUGUCAAUCGCUUAAUGACAAUUGACCCUUCCAGAUGGACUGAUACAGAUUUGACCAUUCCUAACUGUUAACUUUAUGGGCAAAAUACUCUUAAUUUGACUUAAGAUUUAUUAUUUCGUAUGUAAUUGUUAAUAUUAAUAGAAAAGUAGAAAUUGCAGCGUUUAGUAAAAACAAUCCUGUAUUUCCUUAUCAUCACAUUAUACUUAAUUUUGAGAUUAAAUUUUAUACUUAGCAUAAGUUGAUCUACCUGAGAAUUUUAUUAAAUACUGUUUAAA
This is a messenger RNA of Pieris napi, 987 nucleotides long. RefSeq names its product allergen Tha p 1-like. The transcript has 3 exons. The coding region runs from base 136 to 510 and encodes 124 amino acids. The record is from RefSeq and is a predicted model, not a curated record. Lineage: Eukaryota; Metazoa; Arthropoda; Insecta; Lepidoptera; Pieridae.